Colletotrichum scovillei is the source of this 1772-nucleotide messenger RNA. RefSeq lists its product as uncharacterized. The coding region runs from base 552 to 1772 and encodes 406 amino acids. NCBI's taxonomy places the organism in Eukaryota, Fungi, Ascomycota, Sordariomycetes, Glomerellales, Glomerellaceae. Gene Ontology annotation, molecular function: hydrolase activity, acting on ester bonds. The transcript has a single exon. The record is from RefSeq and is a predicted model, not a curated record.
CUUUGAUUUCGAUAACAUCGAGAUGCCCCACUCCAAAAAUAUCACAUCACCACACAUCAUCACCUUUGCGCCAGUGUGACAGCCUUUCUGCGGCUCUUUUCACUUGUCAGUCGACGGGUAUCCAUCUCCGGCACCUCAGCCAACACACCACCGCUGCCUCUCCAUCUGCGCCCUGAACGUGCCUCGAGGUAUUCGUCCACGCUUAGAGACCCCGUCGUAUUCGCAACCCCUCCGCCGCCGUCCAAGACCGUCCCAGCGCACCGCGGUCCCUGCUUGCAACCGUCACCCAAUCCCAUAGUUCCAGCCGUCCCGUUCCUGGCCACUCAUUUGCGUUUGCAAGACGGCCAAAGAUAGUGGAAGGUUCCGGGGUGCAGUUCACCGGUUGGAGGUAGCGAUAGUCAAACUAUCUACCCAUCGUGUUAUACCUCUCCUUUGAGCCACAGCCGUCUCUUUCUGGUUGAGGCCAGGCGAUCACCGUCAUUUCCGCUUGCCCGUAAAGGUCAACCCAGUACGGAUACACCACACAGCUCCAGGCCAGGCCAAGCACCAGCAUGUGUGGCCAUCACGACGGUGAGGAGCUUACCCGCUCCACUGCCGUCACCUCUGUCUCGACAUCAUCAGACCCCUUCCCCUGGGAAUCUGGCAUUUACGAUGCUCAUUGCCACCCCACGGACACCAUGUCCACCAUCGAGGCUAUACCUGGUAUGCGCGCCUCGACCCUAACCGUCAUGGCCACCCGGAGCCAAGACCAGGCCCUCGUUGCUGAGGUUGCUGCGUCCCACGGCGUGCGAUCAAAGUACGAGCUGUCUCAGGGCCAUCUGAUUCCCUCUUUCGGCUGGCAUCCGUGGUUCUCCUACCAGCUGUUCGAUGACACCGUGCCCGAGGCUGAGAGGACGUACCACGAGGGCCAGCCCGACGCAAAGAAGCGCCAUUACCAGGCCGUGCUAGCCCCCGCCCCUGAAGACCCCGACUUUCUCGACGCCCUGCCCACCCCGCGUUCUUUGUCGGCCUUUUUAGCCGAUACCCGGGCCCGCCUCCAACAUCAUCCCCUGGCUCUAGUCGGUGAGGUUGGCCUCGACAAGGCCUUUCGCCUGCCCCAAGGACGAACGGACGCCGACGAGUCCUCUCGUGACCAGGCCCUUACCCCAGGUGGUCGCGAGGGGCGUCGUUUGGCGCCUCAACAUGUCAAGAUGCCCCACCAGGUUGCCGUGCUGAAAGCUCAGCUGGCUCUCGCCGGUGAGCUUGGCCGUCCUGUGAGUGUCCACGGCGUCCAAGCCCACGGUGUCCUCCAUGAUACCCUCUCUUCGCUGUGGAAGGGUCACGAGAAGGAGGUCGUCAGCAGGAAGAAGCGUCGUCUCGUCGCCGAGGGAGCCGAGGAUUUUGAUUCCGAGGACGAGCUCGAGGAGGAUGAGUUUGGCAGGAAAGGCGUCCCGUCGAGGCCGUACCCCCCGCGUAUAUGCCUCCAUUCGUACUCUGGACCUGCUGAGAUGCUGAAGCAGUAUACUAACCCAGCCAUACCCGCGCGCAUGUUCUUUUCCUUUUCAUCGGCCAUCAACAUGGGCACCAAAGCUGGCGCUGACAAGAUUGCCGAGGUUCUCCAGGCGUGUCCCGAUAAUAGCAUUCUGGUUGAGAGUGACCUACACAUCGCCGGUGAAGAGAUGGACGCCAGGCUAGAGGAGAUGUACAGAAAGGUGUGCGAGAUCAAAAAGUGGACAUUGCAAGAGGGGGUGGAACGCAUAGGAAAGAAUUACCGCGAGUUCAUCUUUGGUUGA